This is a messenger RNA of Kalmanozyma brasiliensis GHG001, 1611 nucleotides long. Its product is annotated as Nuclear protein DGCR14. The transcript has a single exon. Gene Ontology annotation, cellular component: catalytic step 2 spliceosome. The coding region runs from base 1 to 1611 and encodes 536 amino acids. Lineage: Eukaryota; Fungi; Basidiomycota; Ustilaginomycetes; Ustilaginales. The record is from RefSeq and is a predicted model, not a curated record.
AUGCCACUACGCAAAGAGCCGCCCACACCUAGAACAGCCGCCGUAGACACUCGUCUCGAUCCCUCGCACAACCAUGCACCCUCGACACUGGGACCGCUGAUCCCGUUCAAGGCGGGCCAAACGUCGCUUCGCCAGCAGGCCAUCCUGACCGAGGACGAGUAUACAUCGGCGCUGUCGAGCAUCAUCAAGCGUGACUUCUUCCCGGAACUCGAUCGGAUUACGGCGGAGAAUGCGUAUUUGGCUGCGGUGGAGGAUGGCGAUUCAGUGCGGAUUCGAGAUGCGUUGGACCGGUUGUUGAGGUUCGACGGUGGGAAGGCGGAAGGAAUGCCGAGGAAAUUGCGUCGAAGGGAUGUGCCUCGUGCGACGCCAAGCGCGAGAAGCGAGAAGGGAGAGUGGGAUGAUACGCCCAUCGCCUCGGGCUCAUCGCGUGUCUUCAACCCCACCUUCACACCGGCUCUCUCCACUCCCGGACCGGUCGAUGUCGACGACGAAGACACGGCAGAACCGCCCUCAGGCAUCACUCCGAACCUCGACCUCUCCCUCGCGUCUUUCCAGGCGCAGUACACGUCGGAAGACAACGCGAGCUUCGCCCAGCUGCUCGAUCGGGACAAACAAGAGCGUAAACGCAAGCACGCCCACCUGUUCGCACGCGAGAAAGCGUCUGCCGAGAACCGCAAGCGGAUCGUCGCUACGGAGCAGCAGGAAGCGUUGAAGGGAAAGCAGCUUGCGAUCGAAGCCAAUCCGGACCAUCCGAAGCUGUUGCAGCAGGGUAUGCCGACGCUGCUCAUCGAAGGCAGCGACGUUGGGGAGAAGGGAAAGCGGAAGCAAAGCGGGAAGGACCCGAUGGACGAUCUCGUCCUGGUCCCCGAACCGCGCUCUGACCCUCGUCCACCAGCGACCGGCCUCAAUCGAAGGAAAUACACAGCUCGAAAUGCGCUCCUCUACGACGCAGAUGCCAACGAAGACCAUCUCCGUGCCCCUCCCCUUGCCACCUUACCCGAUCCGAAACCGCGUACGAACUUCGCGGCGCUCCGCUUCGACGACUCUGCACCUACAGCGAGCGAAGUCGACGAAAGCGAUCCCUCCUGGUCACCGAGCAGCACGCGUGUCGAUGCGGCCAUCGCACGUGGUCGAGCGGGCUCCCUCUCGACUUCAGAGCAAACACCCAAAGUGAACGGAUACGGGUUCGUCACGCCUUACUCCACCCCGCAGCACGGCCGCGGUGAGGACGAGCUGCGCGUAUACAAUGCGAUCAAGGCUCGACGUGCGGAGACAUCGGGCGGAUUUGAGCUGCCGCAGUACAGCAAGAGGGAGAGGGUCGCGCAGGGAUUGACUGCGACGCCAAAGGGGGGGAUGACGCCCUAUGGCCAGGCGAAGUAUGGUGGAUUGACGGGGUUGAGGGCGCGAGGAUUUGCCAGUCCGAAAUCUCGAAAGGGAGGGCUGACGCCUGCGGGUAAGGCGCUGUUGGAUCGAAGCACGAGAGGCGGCACACCGCUGGCUGGUCAGGGCGUGGCGAGCCCCAUGUCGAACCGCACUAGCACAAGUCGGGAAAGGAGGAUCGGGGAUCGAGGUUGGACGCCCACUCCACGGCAUACACAGGGCAAACGAUGA